CAGUCCCGCGUGUCCCUCGUUGCUGUGGUGACUGCUCAGCGGGGCGCCGCGGAACUUGAGCCCGGGAGCUCCGAACCUCAGCAGCCACCGUGGUUCCACAGAUCUCUUAGAAGAAUGAAGUCCUCUCUGAUGCCUCUGGGUCCUCCUGUGAGCCGAGACCGUGUUAUCACCAACUUUCCUAAGUGGUACACACCUGAUGCCUGCCUGCAGCUCAAGGAGCACUUCCAUGGGCAGGUCAGCACCGCCUGCCAGCGCAGGAACACAGGAACUGUCGGGCUUAAACUCUCCAAGGUGGUUGUUGUUGGCGAUCUCUACGUGGGGAAGACUAGCCUCAUCCACAGGUUCUGCAAGAAUGUUUUUGACCGUGACUACAAGGCCACUAUUGGAGUAGACUUUGAAAUUGAGCGUUUUGAGAUUGCUGGGAUUCCCUACAGCCUGCAGAUCUGGGACACAGCUGGGCAGGAGAAAUUCAAGUGCAUUGCAUCUGCCUACUACCGCGGUGCCCAGGUGAUCAUCACAGCAUUUGACCUCACUGAUGUGCAGACUCUGGAACAUACCAGGCAGUGGCUAGCUGAUGCCUUGAGGGAAAAUGAGGCGGGUUCCUGCUUUAUCUUCCUUGUGGGAACCAAGAAGGACCUUUUGUCAGGGGCAGCAUGUGAGCAGGCUGAAGCGGAAGCUGUCCACCUGGCCAAUGAGAUGCAAGCUGAGUACUGGUCAGUGUCAGCCAAGACAGGAGAGAACGUGAAGGCAUUCUUCAGCCGUGUUGCUGCCCUGGCAUUUGAGCAGUCAGUUCUGCAGGACCUGGAGAAGAGGCACAGCACCCGGCCUCAGGUCGGCGACGGAGACCUCAUUCGAAUGGAGGGAAGUAUAUUAGAGACCCAGGACAGCAAGAAGCCCCCCACCCUGAGCUGCUGUUAGCUGGGCCCAGUGUCAGAGGCAUCUACUUUCUGCAUGGGCAGUGGCUUCUGUGACUUUUGGAGGGGUGACAUGGAGUCUAAAUUCUGCGGUGUUCCUGUACUCAAACUGUGGUGGGUCUGUCAGGUGGCCUGAGCUCAUCCACUUCUCUUUGACAGGCUGGGAGCCAUUGGCUGCUGAGUGUUCUGCACUGCCUGGCUACUGGGGCACUUCAGUGAUCUGAGAGACCAGUCCUACCUGCAGGAACAGCAGACAGUCACCGGAGUCUCUCAAGGCCUCGGUUCUGCACUAAGAAUACCACAGUGCUGACCCCACGUCCCUCACCCAUGGCCCACAUUGGUAGUCAAUAAUGGUGCUGUGUCCUGGAGAUCUAGAUAGGGCCUCAGAACUGUUUCCCUUGCAAUGUUCCAGGAACAAGGACUUUGUCUGAACUGAAAGGAACCCACCGCUGUCCCACUUGGGAGUUUUCUAUUAUCAAUAUAAUUUGAAAUUCUGGGUCUCACUGUUCACUCACUGGCCCUCUACCACAGACUCUUAGACCCUGGUAGCCCUGUUGCUUUCAAGGGCAAUGGACAAAAAAGAAGGUCUCUCAGGUCCAUCUAACUGAUCUCCAUUCCCAUUACCUCUGAGAUCCCUGUGACUGUGCCCUCCAGGACAGUGGGUAAGGACAGCAGAAUGAGCCUCUGGCUCACCUGGAGGAUGGAUUUCUUUUACCUUGCUGGGAGAUGAAGAUUGUAUAGCUGCUCUUCAAGUAACUCACUCAACCUCCUUUGAGCUUGGCAUUGCCCUGCUUUGUUGUCUAUGCCAUGCCCACUGCUCCUUCCAUUCCUCUCUCCACUAGCCUGCAUAACUCUCAGGACUACACAUCUUUGAAAAACUUCAGAGUAUCUAGCACAUUCCUUGGUUCAUUACUUCCUCCAGUACAACCCAGGGCAGGCAGCACUGCCACCCCUGUUCUCUGCCUAGAGGAUCUGCCCUCCGCACGCCCCUGUGUCACUCCUCCUCAGGGUCUGCUCUGACUUCAUUGCUAUACCCUCCUUCUGCCAUUGGCAAGUGAGUGCAUCCUGUGUCCCUGUCUACUUCUUGUUGAUGAUGAGAAUUUGGGGACUGGUGUGCCGAUAUGCACCCUUCUCCUAGUACCUAGCACAUCACAUCCAAGUGAUUGCCAAAUAUCAGGAACACUGGCAUGUUUCCCUGCCCACUAUCCUUUGGCUGAAAUUGUAAACAUAUAACAUAUAUAUGCAUAUAUAUUUAUAUAUAUGAGUGUAUGUAUGAAAUGCCUUUUUAUAGAAACCACUUUUUAAUUUUUAUUGUUAUUUUAAAGGUGACAUA
Molecule: messenger RNA, 2247 nt
Organism: Dipodomys ordii (Ord's kangaroo rat)
Lineage: Eukaryota; Metazoa; Chordata; Mammalia; Rodentia; Heteromyidae
Gene: Rab36
Product: RAB36, member RAS oncogene family
Exons: 11
Coding region: 115-918 (267 amino acids)
Molecular function (GO): GTPase activity; GTP binding
Source: RefSeq, a predicted model, not a curated record